AUGCUACUCAGGAAAUCGACACUGCCAUCAAUAUUCAGCUCUCUGAGGAGACCACUGGGCCUCUUCCCUUUUCUCUCAUCAUCCAGCCGACCCUCCAGGAGCAGCUGGAACCCAGCGACCCAUGAUGCAAGCGGAACACAAGUCCGAUCGAUUGCAUCGAAUGCGAAGCCGAUUCUUGAGCAGCUCGACCUGAUCCCCGCAAGGACGGAAGAGCCAAUUGCGGGUGUUUACGAUGGACAAUGGAAGCAGGGAAAGGGCGAGAUCCUCCGACCGGUUGACCCGGCUACCGGGAAUCCGAUCGGGCUGCAUGUCUCGUGUGCGGACCACGGACAGACUCUUGAGACGAUUGGAAAAGCACGAGAAGCAUUCAAGAGCUGGCGCAACGUGCCCGGGCCGAAACGGGGGGAGAUCCUGAAAGACUUCAACAGAGAGCUCGUCCGGCUUAAAGAACCCCUCGCUGGCCUCAUCACUCUCGAGAUGGGCAAGAUUAAGAGUGAGAGCUUGGGCGAGGUGGAGGAAGUCGUUCAGAUCUGUGACUACGGGCUCGGUUUGAGUAGGAUCUUUGGCGGCAAAAUCAUCGCUAGUGAGCGCCAAGGUCACGUCAUCAAAGAGAUCCCCAACCCCCUCGGAUUGGUCGGGGUGAUUACCGCCUUCAACUUCCCAUGUGCUGUUUACGGUUGGAACUUCGCGCUCUCUUUCAUCACUGGAAACGCGACCAUUUGGAAGCCAUCACCUACGACGCCUUUAACAGCAAUCGCGAUGAAUAAGAUCAUCACCCGGGUUCUCGAAUCCCACGGCUUACCUGGGGCACUUUCGAGCUUAGUCUGUGGAGGCUCAUCGGUCGGUGGACAGCUGGCUACUGAGCAAAAGGUCGACCUUCUCAGCUUCACCGGCAGUGAACAUGUCGGUAAACAGGUCGGAGAGACGGUCCAAGCUCGGUUCGGCAAGGUUCUUUUGGAACUAGGAGGUAAUAAUGCCUUGGUGGUCAUGCCCAGUGCCUCAAUUGACCUUGCGCUUCGAGCGACAGUGUUUGGAGCCGUCGGGACGGCCGGACAACGAUGUACGACGACUCGGCGACUUUUUCUGCACGAGUCUAUCGCAGAAAACUUCUUGAACUCGCUCAAGAAGUCAUACGAACAGGUGACUACCAGGGUUGGCCAUGGACUCGAGCCGUCGACCUUAGUAUGUGCGUUGCACACUCCUCAAGCCGUCCAGAGCUAUCUCGAUUGCAUCAAAGAGUGCAAGAAGGAAGGUGGAAAGAUCUUGCACGGCGGGCAGAGGAUCGAGCAGAGCCAGUUCGUCCAACCCACCAUUAUUGAUUGGGGUGAUCGGUUGAAAGUCCCUUCCGCAAUGCCCAAUAUCGUUCGGAAGGAAGUCUUUGGACCCAUCUUACAUGUCGGAAGGUUUAGAAAAUUGGAAGAAGCCGUAGAAAUGACAAAUUCAGUCGACCAAGCUCUUAGUAGCUCCUUAUUCUCAAUGGAUAUCGGCGACGUCUUCUAUUGGACUGGACCAAAUGGUUCUCGAUGUGGCAUUGUGAAUGUCAAUGCGGGCACAAGUGGCGCCGAGAUUGGAGCCGGGUUUGGAGGGAACUUCCACACUGGAUGGGGACGUGAGUCGGGGGGAGAUGCCUGGAAACAAUAUUGUCGAUGGUCCAGUUGUACCAUCAACUUCUCGGAUCAAAUGCCGUUGGCCCAGGGGAUCAAUUUCACCUAG
Molecule: messenger RNA, 1713 nt
Organism: Puccinia triticina
Lineage: Eukaryota; Fungi; Basidiomycota; Pucciniomycetes; Pucciniales; Pucciniaceae
Exons: 7
Coding region: 1-1713 (570 amino acids)
Molecular function (GO): aldehyde dehydrogenase (NAD+) activity
Source: RefSeq, a predicted model, not a curated record